Messenger RNA from Scutellospora calospora, 147 nucleotides. The record is from the annotation of a GenBank genome assembly. Lineage: Eukaryota; Fungi; Glomeromycota; Glomeromycetes; Diversisporales; Gigasporaceae.
AUGUCGACCGAUCAGCAUGGCACGCGUCAUGCAUCUUGGAGUGACACUCUCACGGUCAUAGCUUUAAUUUUUGGCGGUUGCUGCACAAAUGUCAUUGCUUUAGAAAGAUUAGUUUCGUUAUGUCGCCCCAAAGAGUGGUAUGCUUGA